AUGAGGGUCAACACCUCUAAAAUCUGGGCCUGUUUGUCUGCUUGUUUAAGAGAUGUGGUAGAGAAGAAACCCCAUGACCCAAUAGAAUACAUUGCCUUCUGGCUGAAGAAGCAUAUAGAGAAUGAGCGUUAUAAAGCAAAGAAAGCUGAGGAGGCUGAACAGUAUGAGAAACUCAAAGCAGAAGCGGCUGUAGAGCAAGAAAGGAAGGCUAUCAGACUGGAAGAAGCAAGGAGGUUAGCUGAAGAAGAACUUGAGAGGCUGAAGGCAGAACAGGAAAGGAAAGCCAGAGAGGCAGCCACAGCUUCAAAAUUAUCAGAUGUUGAGGAGAAAGAUGAGCAUGAAACUCCCAGAGAUCCUCCAAAUGAUGAAAAAGAGGAUGUCAUAAAAGAGGAAGAGGAGGAUGAACAGGCAAAGGAAGCAGAGGGUUUAGAACAGAUUGAAGAAAAGAAUGAGCAAGAUGAAGAAGAAUCACCAGAUGGCAGGGUUGAAGCAACAGCAGAAGAUGUAUAG
Candidula unifasciata is the source of this 510-nucleotide messenger RNA. The record is from the annotation of a GenBank genome assembly. Lineage: Eukaryota; Metazoa; Mollusca; Gastropoda; Stylommatophora; Geomitridae.